This is a messenger RNA of Gopherus flavomarginatus (Mexican gopher tortoise), 2306 nucleotides long. It is a transcript of the gene DDO, whose product is annotated as D-aspartate oxidase. The record is from RefSeq and is a predicted model, not a curated record. Bases 711 to 1736 code for a protein of 341 amino acids. Gene Ontology annotation, molecular function: D-amino-acid oxidase activity; FAD binding. Lineage: Eukaryota; Metazoa; Chordata; Testudines; Testudinidae. The transcript has 6 exons.
GCAAUGGCCAAGCAGGCCAAUGAUGUGGUUUCAUAACUGCUCCUCCCACUGAGCUUUUUUUUUUUCUAUCUGUCUUAUUAAGGCUUCGGUGUGCUUCUAAGCAAUCCCGGGGAGAGCAGCUCUCACCAGACAGAAUCUGGAUUCUUUAUUCUUGAGUUCACUGUGUGACAGGGUGGAUCACAGAAACCCCCUUGGGAACUGACAACUGAUGUGCCAAGACUACUUCUGCCCCUGCUUUCCCUGCCAGCUUGGGACUCCAGUACUCUGUCUUGUUGAGUCAGACACACCAAACUACUCCAACACAGACCCAGGGUCUGAACCACAUGCCCCAAAGCUGCAAACUUAACUGAAAGCAGCUUACAGAAGUGUUCCUGUCUUUAACACUUAGAUGCCCAACUCCCAAUGGGAUCUAAACCCCAAAUAAAUCCAAUUACCCUGUAUAAAGCUUAUACAGGGUAAACUCAUAAAUUGUUCGCCCUCUAUAACACUGAUAGAGAGAGAUGCACUGCUGUUUGCGCACCCCCCCCAGGUAUUAAUACGUACUCUGGGUUAACUAAUAAAUAAAAAGUGACUUUAUUAAAUACAGAAAGUAGGAUUAAGUGGUUCCAAGUAGUAACAGACAGAACAAAGUGAAUUACCAAGCAAAAUAAAAUGGAACACGCAAGUCUACAUCUAAGAAAAUUGAAUACAGAUAAAAACCUCACCCACAUAUGGCUAAACAAAAGAUCGCAGUUGUUGGUGCUGGCUUGAUUGGCCUCUCAACAGCAGUGUACAUUUCAGAAUCUAUUUCCAAGUGUUCUGUGACUGUAAUUUCGGACAAAUUUACUCCCAACACAACGAGCGAUGUAGCAGCCGGAAUGCUUAUUCCACACACUUAUCAAGGCAUACCAAUUCAUCAGCAAAAGCAGUGGUUUAGGGAGACCUUCGACUAUCUUUUUGAAAUCAAUAAUUCAUCGGAGGCUUCAGAUGCUGGCAUUAAUCUGGUGUCUGGCUGGCAGAUCUUUAAAACCAUUCCUGAUGAAGUGUUACCAUUCUGGUCUGAUGUUGUCCUGGGAUUUCGCUCAAUGACUGAAGAGGAGCUGAAGAAAUUUCCACAACACAGAUUUGGUCAGGCUUUUACUACACUGAAAUGUGACUGCCCAUCCUAUCUGCUAUGGUUGGAGAAAAGGUUGAAAGAGAAUGGCUGCCAGGUGUAUGCUAGACGAAUUGAAGAUCUGUGGGAACUACAUAGCAAAUAUGACAUAGUUGUCAACUGUUCAGGCAUUGGAUCCAGAGAACUCAUGGGUGACUUGGAGAUACACCCUGUCAGAGGCCAAGUACUCAAGGUCGAUGCUCCUUGGGUGAAUCACUUCAUCCGGGAUGGGGAUGGUUUAACUUAUAUCUAUCCAGGAAUACACAAUGUAACAUUAGGUGGGACAAGGCAAAAGGACAACUGGAGCUUGUCCCCAGAUCCUAGAAGUAGCAAAGAUAUAUUUGACAGAUGUUGUGCUCUUGAACCCUCACUUCAGAGAGCCCAGGACGUAAAGGUGAGGGUGGGUCUGAGGCCAUCCAGGUUAGCUGUGAGACUGCAGAAAGAGAUACUGGUCCAUGAUGGGAAAAAACUGCCCGUGGUCCACAACUAUGGACAUGGUUCAGGUGGCUUUUCAGUGCACAGGGGCACUGCUAAAGAGGCUGCUCGACUGGUGGCAGAAUGCAUUGCUGCUCUGGAAGGCUCCUCUUUGAAGGCAAAGUUAUAAUCACUGGGGCCUCCUUUUCAGUUAUUGGUUGGCUAUUAUAAAUCUACUGGUAAUACCUUUGGAAUGUUAUUCUAUAAGCAAUGGUAGAAGCUACGUGCCACAUUCUGAACUGUAGCCAAGUGCUUGUUUUGUGAAAAAUGUUUGCCCACAAGUGAUAGGGUGUUUGUUUUAUUUUUCUGUGAGAGUUCAUUCAAGAGUAUAAUGAUUGUCUAGUUUCACCCACAUAGCUGUUGUUGGGGCAUUUGAUGCACUGGGUGAUGUAAGACCCAAGGAUCUUGAAAGGUGUGCUGUGGGAGGUACAGAUUCGAUAGAGACAGUUUUAUGUCUGUUUACAACAAUGUGUAACUCCAAAAACCUCCUUUGUCCUAUGACUGUGGAAGUGUUAAUGGACCAUUUCAUUUUGAAUGGCAUGCAUUAAUUCCUGUGUUUAACUAUCUGUUCCACCUUGCAUUUAGAUGUGACACUCUGAUUACCUUUUACAGACCUGAAUAAAACCUCUCUGCGUAGCUUGAAAGCUUGUCUCUAUCUCUUCCACCAACAGAAGUUGGUCCAAUAAAAGAUAUCUUCUCA